GAUGAGAGACCUAAGCUGGAACGGUUCGACGGGUCGCAGCCUUCACUUUACCGGAAGUGGCGCCGCAAAGCGCAACUGAUGCUUCUGGCUUUGCCGACCACAUUCACCAAGGAUCGUUGGGGAGCUAAGCUGAUGGAGUAUCUAGCAGGUGAAGCAGAAGAAGUUUGCGAGGCGCUGUCAAUUGAAAAGUUGACAAAGGAGGGCGGCCAUGAACUGGUGUUCGAGGUGUUGGAUGCCAAGUACAAGGAGCUGCAGCAGGAUGCUUUGCAUAAGCAUCUCACAGAGUACUUUUUUGGAACAAGUAUUCGGGCCAAUGAGACGUACAGGAAUCUGGUUGUACGCUUGGAGACAGCCUACAGGCGACUUCAAGAGCACCCAGUGGAACUGCCAGAAGAAGUUCGUGGGUGGUUUCUGUUGAGGAAGCUACAGCUGGAGACAAGUGCGGAGGCCAUGGUACUCACACACACUCGUGGUUCCUUAAAGUACAAGGAUGUGACAGCGGCGGUGCAGGCCAUCUUUCCUCAAGGUGUCGCGAAAGCAGGCAAUCACAAGGGUCGUGAUGUCUUCGAGGCUCUUACCGAGGAUGGCGAGGAGCACGACGAGCUGGAGGAUGGCAGCGAGGACGUCUUCCAGGCAGUGGCGGAUACCAUCCAGAACCAGGAAAACUACGACGAGGAGGACGCUAUAGAGGUGUUCGAGACUUACCAGGAUAUCCGCAAGAAGAUGCAGCAGAAGAAAAUGAACCGUGGCUACCGGCCAACAAAUCCUUCUACCAAGUGGACGCUUUCGGGAACAGUUCGAGGCAAGAUAGAGCAGCUGAAGGCAAAGAGCAAAUGUCAUAUCUGCAAUGAAACUGGUCACUGUGAGUGUCCCAAAAAGAAGGGUGGCAGUGUGGCAGCAAGUUCAAGGACGAACCACUCCAGCGAGGCCAUGAUGUCCGACCAGGCAGGAGACAGCAGCUUGGGCGAGAUAGGCCAGGAGCUUUUCACUCAAGAGGAAGACAUCGACAAGUUGGAGAUCUUCUUGGCUGAGCGUGAUGGACAUGUCGAUGUAGUUUUGGCUGAUCCUCGCAGUCAUGAAGACGGCGAGGGCGGAGACAAGGGGGAUCUUGAAAGCAAGAUCUUUGAGUUUUUCAAGAAGGACGAAGAUUGCGCAGCGUCCAGCGAGUCAUACAUGGCUGAUCUUGCUACGCAUGGGGUUCCAGACACAGCAUGUAGGAGAACUCUGAUAGGUAGUGGCGCAGAGACUCCACUGCUUCUGUCCAAGGAGUGUGGGGUUUCACUUAAGCUUCGGGAGACUGAGCGUGGCCACUAUGCAAUACCGCUCUUCGAGGGUAUGGGUGUCAUGGAGUCGUCGACAGACAUGAAGUUGCAGGUCCAUGUCCGCCACGGUAUAGCUCAUUCUCCCUUUUUGCAGACCUUGUUCAACGUGGGCAAGUACCAGAAGGCGGGCCAAGCAGUGAACUUUGCAACGGCGUACUUGCAGGACAAGCCGUAUGUCGCUUGGGUGAGGAAGUUCAUCAAGUCCGGGAGCAGCACCUCGGGGAAGACAAAUCACCCAACAAUGUCCCAGUUUCGGCGAGAUCAGAAGAAAUCGACAAAGAUUGCAGAGGACACCGGGCCGAUUGUGACCACUCUUGGGGCCUCUCCCAAGGCCAAAGCCAAAGCCAAGGCAAAGGCGAUGGCGUCAACGAGUUCCUCAUGGCAGGCUCCACCCAGGUCGCGGCCGAGCGAGAGAGCGGCAGCGGACAACGAGUGGAUCGUGACAAGUGCGGUGCAGGAGCCUUCGUCGACCUCGAGCAGCGAUCGGCGACGCCAACGGCUGCAACAGCAGAUCGAGAUGUUGACUCACGAGCUGGAGCGGCUGAACGAGGAGGAAGAGAACGAGUAG
Symbiodinium necroappetens is the source of this 1890-nucleotide messenger RNA. NCBI's taxonomy places the organism in Eukaryota, Dinophyceae, Suessiales, Symbiodiniaceae. The record is from the annotation of a GenBank genome assembly.